Ostrea edulis (European flat oyster) is the source of this 850-nucleotide messenger RNA. RefSeq names its product fibrinolytic enzyme, isozyme C-like. Gene Ontology annotation, biological process: proteolysis. Lineage: Eukaryota; Metazoa; Mollusca; Bivalvia; Ostreida; Ostreidae. The coding region runs from base 1 to 786 and encodes 261 amino acids. The record is from RefSeq and is a predicted model, not a curated record. The transcript has 6 exons. Gene Ontology annotation, molecular function: serine-type endopeptidase activity.
AUGUUUGAUAAAGAAAGAUUGCCAGCCAAUGUUGUUUUUAUGCAUAUUCGUCAGUUUCAGGACCAUUCCCAACGUAUCGUGAACGGUCAGGAAGCAUCCCCAGGAGCAUGGCCAUGGCAGGUGUCCCUCCAAUUACAACAAUUCGGGACAUUUUAUCAUAUUUGUGGAGGAUCUCUUGUCCGACCCAACUGGGUUGUCACUGCUGCACACUGUGUUGAUGGGCAACAACGUAGAAAUUUGCGGAUUGAAGCUGGUAUCCAUAAAGUGAGCGAGGCAGGGGAAACUAGAACCAUCAUCGGAAUAAUAGAGCAUCCACAGUACUCCUCCAGCGGUGCCGGUUUCUCUAAUGACAUAGCCCUGUUGGAACUGGACUCACCCUUUUCCGUAGGAGGAGACAUUGAACUGGCCACCUUACCUACUGACUCUAACGAGUAUUUCACCAACAUAAAUGACUGCUACAUCACGGGGUGGGGGAGAACUUCAGGAGGUGGUCUCACUUCCGACGUUUUGAUGGAAGCUAAGAUGACUAAUAUCGCGAAUACUGAGUGUCAGAAUUUGUGGACAUCUGUCAACGGCGCCGCCAUUUAUGAUACUCAUAUCUGCCCGUAUGAAGAGUUUAAAUCAGCUUGCAAUGGAGACAGUGGGGGGCCCUACGUCUGCUUGAAGAAUGGUGGUUACAUGUUGGCCGGAGUGACCUCAUGGGGCAUCAGCACCUGCGAUGGAUCAUUCCCGAGUGUGUAUGUUAGAGUUUCCAAGUAUCUGGACUGGAUGGCAAAUUACAUCUAAAUCGGAUUUUAUUAUCUUCAUUCGAGAAAAAAAAAUUGCAAUUUGAACGUACACAGAGUUACAU